CGAUGCUUAUUAUUGUUUAUUGGAAGUUGAAAGGCUGAAUUGUUUUGGAGAAAGAUAGAAAGAAAUAGACCAUGAAAUUGACCGUCUCCACAGUCCAGACAAGUAUAAACUCUACCAGCUCUCUUCUUCUUCUUCUUCUUCUUCCUGGUUGUAGCCUCGCUUAAACUUGCAUUUUCUUGAUUUUGAAGCGGAUGUUGCUAUAUUGAAAAUUGAAAUUUGCCAAUAUGGUCAAGACAAAGACAAUUCAGGUCUUUGGGUUCCCUCGCCUUGUGAGUGCGAAUGAAGCGAAAGCAUUCUUUGAGAGGCAUACGCGUGUGAAUUCCGUGUAUGCGAUAGAGGUGAAGAUGAGCAAAAGAGGAGGAAGGGCAUAUGCUAAAGUCCAAUUUGACACAAGCAGAGCUGCAGAAGCAAUUAUAUCAUUAGCCAAUUGUGGGAGAUUGUACUAUGGUAGCUCUUAUUUGAAGGCUUGGGAACUUGACACCUAUAUUGUGGAGCCCAGAUCAUAUGUCCAUGAAAUGCCGGAUAUAACUCUAUGCUUUGGGUGCCAAAUAUCAAAAGAGAGGUUUUCCAGGUUAUGGGGAGUGGGAAAUGUCUCAAUAAAAUUUGGAUAUGGAUUGAAGAAGAUACUCUUCUUCCUAUCAUAUCGUGAUGUCGAAUACAAGCUCCAACUCUUGUAUGAACACAUUUGGGACAUUGUUUUGUAUAACCCGAAUGGUCGAAAUGAAAAAUAUCUCGUCAUACAGUUAUUUGCUGCUCCACGGAUCUAUAAGAAAACAGCCGAAUUCUCAAUUUAUAACUACUUUGAGGAACUUCCGGAUGAUCAAUGGGUGAGGACCACGGACUUCACACAGAAUUUGAUUGGCCAAUCAUCUUGCUUGUGUCUGGUGCUUCCUACAGGUGUCAGAUUACCAGACUUCCGCAAUAAUUUUGCCUACUAUAGUGAAACUGAAAGUCAAUUCAUUCUAGAGCACGGUUCACCAUUCUCUAGCAAUUUGGAUCUAGUUCCAAUCAUGCAUCCUCCAGAAGGAGUUGUGUUGCCUUUCAAGUUGCUUUUUAAGAUUUGUUCUUUGGUUCAACAUGGAUGCCUUCCGGGGCCCACACUCAACGCCAAAUUCUUCCGAUUAGUUGAUCCACGCUGGGAAAACAUUAACUGCAUUGAACAUGUCUUGGCUAAAAUGUAUGAAAUGAAGGAAUGCUGUUAUGAUCCUGUGGCGUGGCUGACUAUGGAAUACAGAAUGUUUAAGCGUCCUCCGGAAUCUCCUCUUAUUAAACUUGAAGAUGGAUUGGUUUAUGUACGGAGGGUCCUAGUUACUCCAACAAGGGUAUAUUUUUCUGGGCCCGAGGUGAACCAAUCCAAUCGUGUGCUGCGCCAUUAUAUCAAUGAUAUUGAUAAUUUUCUCCGUGUCUCUUUUGUUGAUGAGGAAUGGGAUAAAAUUCAAUCUGUGGAUUUAUCUCAGCGCGCAUCGGGCAAGACUGACAUUUAUCACAGGAUACUUAGGAUACUUAACAGCGGCAUUGUUAUUGGAGACAAAAGGUUUGAGUUUCUGGCGUUCUCAUCUAGCCAGCUAAGAGAGGGUUCCAUUUGGAUGUUUGCAUCAAGAAAUGGACUUAAUGCUGCUGAUAUAAGGGCAUGGAUGGGCGACUUUACAAAGAUAAAAAAUGUUGCAAAGUACGCUGCAAGACUUGGACAGUCCUUUGGUUCAUCCAGAGAGGCUUUGAGUGUUCCCAGGGAUGAGAUUGAAAUUGUUCCCGACAUAAAGAUUCGAAGGCAAGGGUCAGAAUAUAAUUUCUCCGACGGGAUUGGGAAAAUAUCUGUGGAAUUUUCUGAAAGAGUUGCCAUAAAAUGUGGUCUGGAAAAGUUUACUCCAUCCGCUUUUCAGAUCCGUUAUGGUGGAUUUAAGGGUGUUGUUUCUGUUGACCCUUGUUCAUCAAAGAAGUUGUCACUGAGAAACAGCAUGCUGAAGUAUGAGUCAGACAAUGUAAAGUUGGAUGUUUUGGCAUGGAGCAAAUAUCAACCUUGUUAUCUGAACCGCCAAUUGGUAACACUUUUGUCCACACUUGGGAUCAAAGAUGAGGUCUUUGAGAGGAAGCAAAGUGAAGCAGUUGCUCAACUGAAUGCCAUCCUCACUGAUCCCAAUAAGGCAUCCGAGGCACUCGAGCUGAUGGCCCCUGGAGAAAACACAAACAUCAUUAAAGAGAUGCUGAUGUGUGGUUACAAGCCAGACGCCGAACCAUUUCUUUCGAUGACUUUGCAAGCAUUCAGGGCAUUCAAGUUGCAAGAUUUGAGGACUAAGGCAAGGAUAUUUGUGCCCAGUGCAAGAUCAAUGAUGGGAUGUCUGGAUGAAACCAGAACGUUGGAAUAUGGUGAAGUAUUCAUUCAGUAUUCAGGUACGGAUCACAGGCUGUCUCUUGGCGAUGGCCCUCUGCUCACUGAAUCCAGCAGUUGUAAAUACAUUGUCAAGGGAAAGGUGGUCGUUGCAAAGAACCCGUGCUUGCACCCUGGUGAUGUUCGUGUUUUGAGGGCUGUUAACGUGCCUGAUUUGCACCAUAUGGUGGACUGUGUCGUGUUCCCACAGAAAGGGCAGAGACCUCAUCCAAAUGAAUGUUCUGGAAGUGAUUUGGAUGGAGAUAUUUACUUUGUGUGUUGGGACCAAGAUCUGAUUCCAAUGGAAAUGAAGCCGCCAAUGGAUUAUACCCCUGCUCCAAGCACGGAAUUAGACCAUGAUGUAAUGAUGGAGGAAAUUCACAAGUAUUUUGCAGACUACAUUGUGAAUGACAGUUUAGGCAGAAUCUCGAAUGCCCAUGUCGUGUUUGCAGACAAAGAAGCAAAAAUGGCAAUGAGUGAACCAUGUCUUGAACUUGCAAAGCUCUUCUCCAUUGCAGUUGACUUUCCCAAGACUGGUGUUCCUGCUGAGAUACCCUCCCAUCUACGUGUCAAAGAGUAUCCCGAUUUCAUGGAGAAGCCUUCUGAAAAGACAACCUAUGUUUCGUCAAGAGUGAUCGGAAAGCUAUUUAGGGCAGUGAAGGAUAUUACUCCAGAGCUAAGCUCCAUCACGUCCUUUACAAGGGAAGUUGCCAGAAAAUCAUAUGAUCCUGAUUUGGAAGUGGACGGGUUUGAAGACUUCAUUGAUGAAGCUUUUUAUUGCAAAACAAAUUACGAUUUCAAACUCGGCAAUCUAAUGGACUACUAUGGCAUUAAAACUGAGGCUGAGGUGUUGAAUGGCGGCGUCAUAAAGGCUUCAAAAUUUUUUGACCGCAGAAGGGAUGCAGAGUCGGUAAGUUUUGCUGUGAGGGCCUUGAAGAAGGAGGCGAGGUCGUGGUUCAAGAAAGGAAGUGAAACAGGUGAGGACUUGUUGGCAAAAGCAUCAGCGUGGUACUAUGUCACAUACCACCAUACAUACUGGGGUCGCUACAAUGAAGGCAUGAAAAGGGAUCAUCUCAUCAGCUUCCCAUGGUGCGUCUAUGACAAGCUGAUUCAGAUCAAAAGGUCCAAAGCAAGAAGUAGAGUUCUUCGUAUCUCUUCGCUUGAACAACGGUUUGGUCGAGGCUUGGCAUUGGCCUAAAAUGUGCAUGAUUUCAACAUGAUUUGGUAAUGCUUUGUGAUUUUUUUUUUUAAUUUAAAGAUUGAUGUCAUGCAUAUAGAAUUGAUUGUAAUUGCUUUCGGUUUUAGCCUGCAGGGUUUUAAUAG
This is a messenger RNA of Cuscuta campestris, 3688 nucleotides long. NCBI's taxonomy places the organism in Eukaryota, Viridiplantae, Streptophyta, Magnoliopsida, Solanales, Convolvulaceae. The record is from the annotation of a GenBank genome assembly.